Molecule: messenger RNA, 1415 nt
Organism: Symphalangus syndactylus (siamang)
Lineage: Eukaryota; Metazoa; Chordata; Mammalia; Primates; Hylobatidae
Product: peptidyl-prolyl cis-trans isomerase FKBP4-like
Molecular function (GO): peptidyl-prolyl cis-trans isomerase activity; protein binding
Source: RefSeq, a predicted model, not a curated record
UGCUGCCCACGAAGGAAGUGGACAUCAGCCCCAAACAGGACGAAGGCGUGCUGAAGGUCAUCGAGAGUGAGGACACAGGUACAGAGAUGCCCAUGAUUGGGGACUGAGCCUUUGUCCACUACACUGGCUGGCUGUUAGAGGGCACAAAGUUUAACUCCAGUCUGGAUUGCAAGGACAAACUCUCCUUUGACCUGGGAAAAGGGGAGGUCAUCAAGGCUUGGGACAUUGCCGUAGCAUCUGUGAAGGUGGGGGAGGUGUGCCACAUCACCUGCAAACCAGAAUAUGCCUAGGGUUCAGCAGACAGUCCUCCAAAGAUCCCCCCACAAUGCCACGCUUGUGUUUGAGGUGGAAUUGUUUAAGGAAGAAGAUCUGACGGAAGAGGAAGAUGGGGGAAUCAUCCGCAGAAUAGGGACUCACGGUGAAGGCUAUGCCAAGCCCAAUGAGGGCGCUAUGGUGGAGGUUGCACUGGAAGGGUACUACAAGGACCAGCUCUUUGACCAACAGGAGCUUCGCUUUGAGGUUGGUGAGGGGGAGAACCUGGAUCUGCCUUAUGGUCUGGAGAGGGCCAUUCAGCACUUGGAGAAAGGAGAAUAUUCCACUGUGUACCUCAAGCCCAGCUAUGCUUUUGGCAGUGCUGGGAAGGAAAAGACCCAAAUCCUGCCAAACGCCCAGCUGAAAUAUGAAUUACACCUAAAGAGUUUGGAAAAGGCCAAGGACUCUUGGGAAAAGAAUUCAGAACAGAAGCUGGAACAGAACACUAUAGUGAAAGAGCAGGGCAGUGUGUACUUCAAGGAAGGCAAAUACAAGCAAGCUUUACUACAGUGUAAGAAGAUUGUGUCCUGGCUGGAAUAUGAGUCCAGUUUUUCCAGUGAGGAAGCACAGAAGUCACAGGCCCUUCGACUGGCCUCUCCCCUCAACCCGAUCAUGUGUCAGCUGAAACUACAGGCCUUCUCUGCUGCCAUUGAAAACUGUAAAAAGGCCCUAGAACUGGACAGCAACAACGAGAAGGGCCUCUUCCGCUGGGGAGAGGCCCAUCUGGCGGUGAAUGACUUUGAACUGGCUCGGGCUGACUUCCAGAAGGUCUUGCAUCUCUGCCCCAACAAUAAAGCGGCCAGGACCCAGCUGGCUGUGUGUCAGCAGCGGAUCCGCAGGCAGCUUGCCCAGAAGAAGUAGCACUAUGCCAACAUGUUUGAGAGGCUGGCUGAGGAGGAGAACAAGGCCAAGGCAGAGGCUUGCUCAGGAGACCAUUCCACUGACACAGAGAUGAAGGCGGAGCAGAAGAGCAACACGGCAGGGAGCCAGCCUCAGGUGGAGACAGAAGCGUAGCCCUUCUCCACCAGCCCUACUCCUGAGGCUGCUUGCCCCCCAGUCUCCCUACCCCACCCUGUUAGUUUUCUAAAAACUAAAGAAUUUUG